AUGGAUAGAAGGUUUUAUUCUAUCGUGGAUCUACAUGCCAUCACUCUUCCCCAGGACCCGCAGAUGCUGCUGCAACGCACAAGAGAAACAUAUGCAUCAUUAAUAGCCAUCGGCCUGAAUCCCAAAAAGAGUUUGAUAUUCAGCCAGCAAGACGUCCUUCAACACACCCAGCUGAUGUGGAUCUUGAGCUGCCAUGCGAGCAUGGGUUAUUUAGGACGAAUGACACAGUGGAAGAGCAAAGCCGGGAUGGCAGACAAUGCGGACCCCUUAGAAACUUCCGCUCCAAACAAACCUGCCCUCAAGCUUGGCCUCUUCUCUUAUCCCGUCCUCCAAGCCGCUGAUAUUCUCCUUUACAAUGCAACUCACGUUCCUGUCGGCGAAGACCAAGCACAGCAUCUGGAAUUCACACGAGAGCUUGCGAACAGCAUCAACCACGUUUAUGCCAAAUCAGACUCUCCCUUCAGGGGUUUCUCCCUACCACAGACAAUUCACUCACCUGCCAAACGUAUAAUGUCCCUCCAAGAGCCCACCAAGAAAAUGUCCAAAUCAGACCUGGACGAGAGAUCCCGCAUCCUAAUUACCGACUCCCGUGAACAGAUACACCUCAAGAUCAAACAUGCGCUUACCGACUCCAUUUCCGGCGUUUCCUAUGAUCGGAAAUCUCGGCCCGGUGUGUCCAACUUGAUAGACAUCAUGUACUACAUGGACGAGAGCAAGUACGACUCGCCCGAGGUUAUCGCAGCCGACAUGCUUGGUAGAGAUCUCAGCUUGAAAGCCUUGAAAGAGCAGGUCGCUACUACUAUUGCCGACGGGCUUGAGCCGAUAAGAGAGCGGUACAACGAGCAGAUGGCAAGGUCGCUCAAGGACGUUGACUUGGAGAUGGCCGAGGCCGCGAACAAAGCGAGGAGUGCAGCGGGAGCGAACCUGCGCAGAUUGAAGGAGGCGAUGGGUAUGCGCCAACGCCUUACGUACAUGAAGUCUUGA
This is a messenger RNA of Didymosphaeria variabile, 984 nucleotides long. RefSeq names its product Tryptophan--tRNA ligase, mitochondrial (gene MSW1). Gene Ontology annotation, molecular function: tryptophan-tRNA ligase activity; ATP binding. The transcript is spliced from 2 exons. The coding region runs from base 1 to 984 and encodes 327 amino acids. Gene Ontology annotation, cellular component: mitochondrial matrix; mitochondrion. Lineage: Eukaryota; Fungi; Ascomycota; Dothideomycetes; Pleosporales; Didymosphaeriaceae. Gene Ontology annotation, biological process: mitochondrial tryptophanyl-tRNA aminoacylation. The record is from RefSeq and is a predicted model, not a curated record.